ACACACGUAUACACUGACUAUUAGCUCAUUUUAAUGGUACAUACUUAGAUUUUUCAAAUUAUUCUACAAUAAAUACUCCCGAUACUCAAAGCGUAUGAGAUUAUAAUUGUAACACACCUUUGCUUGAUAACGAACUAAAUAUUCGAAAAGUAAAAUACAAUAUGUCUGCGCCCAUCAUAAAAACUACUUGGAAAUCGCAUUCAUUUAUAUUUCAUGAAAACAUAUGAUAAUUUGCCUUAAAAUGCUGGUGUACAAGUCAAGUUGGUACAGUCUUAAUAGGCAUAUUCACCGACUCAGGAAAAGGUUAUCAAGAUUGCAGCAUUGUAUUGAUACCAAUGUUUCUUCCAGAAGUAGAUCAAUAUAUACCACUCAGAGUCUUAAAAACAAGAAGAAACAAAAAAUAGAACUGUCAGAAUUUCCCCCAGAAAAUAUUCGGAACUUUAGUAUUAUAGCCCAUGUGGAUCAUGGAAAGAGCACAUUGGCGGAUAGGUUCUUGGAGUAUACAGGUGUGAUAUCCGACACAGAAAAGAACAUGCAGGUAUUGGACAAACUCCAGGUUGAGAAAGAGAGAGGUAUCACAGUGAAAGCUCAGACAGCAUCCAUCUGUCACACCUAUAAUGAGCGGCCCUACCUCCUCAAUCUUAUAGACACACCAGGUCAUGUAGAUUUCAACUUUGAAGUUUCACGAUCACUGGCAGCUUGUCAAGGGGUUAUUUUGCUUGUUGAUGCUAAUCAGGGUGUUCAGGCUCAGACUGUGGCUAACUUUUACCUGGCAUUUGAGCGUAACCUAAGUGUCAUACCUGUGUUGAACAAGAUAGACUUGCCCAAUGCCCAACCUGACGUUGUCAUGCAACAGCUUUAUAAGUUGUUUGAUAUCAAACCAGAAGAAAUCCUACAGGUUUCAGCAAAAUUAGGAAUAGGAAUAAAAGAAGUGUUAGACGCAAUUGUUGAAAGGAUUCCUCCGCCUACUGCAGACAAGGAUAAACCACUGAAAUGUUUGAUGUUCGAUUCCUGGUAUGCUCCAUAUAAAGGAGUGAUAGCAAAUGUGGCUGUUGUUGAUGGAGUAAUAAGAAAAGGUGACAAGAUUAUGCCUCACCAGACACAGAAAACAUACGAGGUGCAGGAAAUAGGCAUUAUGCAGGCAACUGAAGUUCCAACAGAUAUCUUAUAUGCGGGCCAGGUGGGGUACGUGACAGCGAACAUUAAGAACAUCAAAGAAGUCCUGGUUGGAGAGACAAUCUAUCAUGCUAAUGAGCCUGUAGAGCCUCUGCCCGGCUUUAAACCUGCCAAACCAAUGGUGUAUGCAGGUGUGUAUCCUAUAGACCAGUCACAGUUAGCCUUGCUCAAAGUUGCCAUGGAUAAGCUUACUCUUAACGACAGCAGUGUUGAAGUCCAUAUAAAUACCAGUGCAGUGUUGGGUCAGGGCUGGGUGCUGGGAUUUCUAGGUCUACUUCACAUGGAUGUGUUCAUUACUCGGCUUGAUCAAGAGUUUCAACUCUCCACAAUAGUCACUGCACCUAACGUUCCCUACCAGGUUACAGUUAAGGGUACAAAGGCAAUAAAACAGUAUGGAGGAGAAAUUGUAACAGUCUUGAAUCCAUCAAAGCUUCCGGACGUUAAUGUGAUUUUGGAAUAUCGAGAACCUAUGGUCAAGGGAACCAUUCUUGCACCAGAAGAGUACCACACCCAAAUUCUUAACUUGUGUUUGAGUCGACGUGGCACUGUUCCAGAACAGUCCUACAUUGAUGAUACACGAAUCAUGAGCAUCUCUAACCUACCGCUUAACGAGAUUCUAGUCGACUUCUUUGAUGAGCUCAAGAGUAUAACUUCUGGAUAUGCAAGUUUCGAUUAUGAAGAUAUUGGGUAUCAACCUUCAGAUCUUCUCAAGUUAGAAUUCCUUAUCAAUGGGAAUCCAGUGGAAGAGAUGGUAAUGCUAGUACAUCGAAGUCGGGCUCGAGCAUUGGCAGAACGAGUCAUUGGCCGUCUGAAAGAGAGUAUUUCACGUCAACAAUUCCUCAUAACGUUACAGGCGAAGGUUGGCCAGAAAAUACUUUCCCGGGAGGACAUAAGGCCCUACAGGAAGGACGUCACUGCAAAAUGUUAUGGUGGAGACGUGUCAAGAAAGACCAAGUUGUUGAAGCAACAAGCAGCAGGGAAGAAGAAAAUGCGCAUGAUCGGGAAAGUGGAGGUCCCAAGAGACGCUUUCAUCAAUGCCCUAAAGAAAUGAGGCCUAAAUUGUCUGUGAUUGAAAUAUUAUUGUUAUUUAUAAUAAAAUAUUUACACCUCAA
This is a messenger RNA of Mya arenaria, 2288 nucleotides long. RefSeq names its product translation factor Guf1, mitochondrial-like. Lineage: Eukaryota; Metazoa; Mollusca; Bivalvia; Myida; Myidae. The coding region runs from base 224 to 2227 and encodes 667 amino acids. The record is from RefSeq and is a predicted model, not a curated record. Gene Ontology annotation, biological process: positive regulation of translation. Gene Ontology annotation, cellular component: mitochondrion. The transcript has 18 exons. Gene Ontology annotation, molecular function: GTP binding; mitochondrial ribosome binding; GTPase activity.